This is a messenger RNA of Gracilinanus agilis (Agile Gracile Mouse Opossum), 648 nucleotides long. RefSeq names its product transmembrane protein 267 (gene TMEM267). The transcript has 2 exons. NCBI's taxonomy places the organism in Eukaryota, Metazoa, Chordata, Mammalia, Didelphimorphia, Didelphidae. Bases 1 to 648 code for a protein of 215 amino acids. The record is from RefSeq and is a predicted model, not a curated record.
AUGGCAACUGAGACGGAAAAGACCUUUGCUCUCCUUCAGACAUUUAGCACUCUUUCUAUCAUUUCUAGCCUUGGUUUAGGUUUAUUCUGCUUUAUAGCAGAUAGACUUUUUCAGUUUCCUUUCAUUCAGCAAAAUGACUGGCUUAGAGCACUCUCGGAUAAUGCAGUGCAUGGCAUAAUUGGAAUGUGGUCAUGGGCAAUAGUAAUUGGACUCAAGAAGAGGAAUGAUUUUGGAGAAAUAAUUUUGGCUGGAUUUUUAGCCUCCGUUAUUGAUGUGGACCACUUUCUUCUAGCUGGAUCUCUAUCUUUAAAGGAUGCUUUGAAUCUUCCACAUAGGCCUUUUUUCCACUGCUCUACUCUGAUACCUGUUGUGGUUCUGACACUAAAGUUUAUUAUGCACCUUUUCCGGCUGAAAGACUCGUGGUGCUUUCUUCCCUGGAUGUUAUUUAUAUCUUGGACUUCUCACCAUGUUCGGGAUGGAAUUCGUCAUGGCUUAUGGAUUUGCCCUUUCGGAAAAACAUCUCCGCUGCCAUAUUGGCUCUAUGUGACAAUCACAGCAUCUUUACCUCACUUAUGUUCAUUCAUUAUGUAUUUAACAGGGACCAGAGAAAUGAUGUCUAUAAAACAUGGAAUUCAUAUCGAUGUCUAA